This is a messenger RNA of Leptosia nina, 990 nucleotides long. The record is from the annotation of a GenBank genome assembly. NCBI's taxonomy places the organism in Eukaryota, Metazoa, Arthropoda, Insecta, Lepidoptera, Pieridae.
AUGGCAUUAAAGUUUGAUGCAGCUGCGUAUAACUUUCGAAAAAAAUGCCCGUACGUCAGCAAAGACCUCCUUAGAUGGUUUCCGGGACAUAUGAAUAAAGGUCUGAAGCAAAUUCAAAGAAAGUUGAAAUCAGUAGACUGCGUUAUCGAAGUGCAUGACGCUAGGAUACCAUUUUCGGGACGAAAUCCCAUAUUCACAAGCACGAUAACAGGUGCCAAGCCUCAUAUAUUAGUUUUAAAUAAGAAAGACUUGACUAUUAACUCGUUUAUACCAAAGGUUAAGGACCAACUAGCUGCCGAAGAUGGUGUGAAUAAUGUGGUGUUUACAAAUAGUAAAGACCAAUUUUGCAGAGGUUUGAAGACUCUAAGACCAUUAAUGAUAGAUCUUAUCAAGGAUUCAAACAGAUUUAACCGCAGCGAAGAGUUAGACUACAAUGUUAUGAUAAUUGGAGUGCCAAAUGUUGGAAAAUCAUCACUUAUCAAUAUGUUACGGAGCAGAAAUACCCAUAACAGACAUGCACUGCCAGUUGGUGCAGUAGCGGGUGUAACUAGAAGUAUGCAGACUAAGAUCAGAAUAAAUAAUAAUCCUGUUAUAUUCAUGUUUGAUACACCAGGUAUUUUGGAGCCAACUGUGACUAAUGUGGAGAUGGGUCUAAAAUUAUCUCUAUGUGCAUCUCUGCAAGAUCAUCUUGUUGGUGAAGAGACCAUAGCAGAUUACCUCCUGUACUGGCUCAAUGCUCAUAAUCACUUUAAAUAUGUGGAAUUCAUGGGAUUGGAAGAACCAUGCGAUGACAUUAACAAGGUAUUAAUUGCGGGUAGUAUGAAAUUUAAUAGAAUUCGUCGAAUAAGAGACUUCGAUGGCGGGAAUCGAGACGUCCCAGACAUAAUAGAAACGGCAAGGAUUAUGAUACGUGCUUUUCGGACCGGGGAGCUGGGUAAAACUUUGUUAGACAUAGAUAUUAUAAAAAAUAAAAAGUUACACGUGGAAUAG